AUCAAAUGCUAACCCUAAUUAUAUUUUUAACUCCCUGGAUAAAGCACAGGGCCAAUUGAGACUCCACUCGUGUCUCACUCAAAAAUGCUAUCUACACUCCAUCAUCAUCCUCAACGUUCUCUCUCGCGCUUCUUACCUUCCAACACUAAGCCCUAUUCCUUUCAUACAAAACCCAUUUUCUCUUUCUCUUCCUCUUCCUCGCAACCCAUCACCCAACAACCCCCCACCUCCGGCACGUCACCACCAGAAUCCCAAAUCCUCUCCAUUCGCCAAUCCCUCCUCUCCCGCCAAGUCACCGCCACUCAGCUCGCUGAGUCCUACCUAACCCGUCUUAAACUCACCGAGCCUCAACUCAAGUCCUUCAUUCACCUCUCCAACAAUGUCUUGAAAGAAGCUCAAGCUAUUGAUGAAAAUAUUAGGAAAAAUGAAAACGUGGGACCCCUUGCUGGGGUUCUUGUUGGAGUCAAAGAUAAUAUGUGUACAAUGGAUAUGCCUUCCACUGCUGGGUCUAGGGUUUUGGAGAAUUAUUGUCCGCCUUUCGAUGCCACUGCCGUGAGGAAAGUCAAGGAAUUGGGGGGGAUUGUUGUGGGUAAGACCAAUCUGGAUGAGUUUGGAAUGGGCAGCACCACUGAAGCUUCUGCUUUUCAGGUGACAGCAAAUCCUUGGGAUGUUUCUCGGGUUCCAGGAGGAUCAUCUGGAGGCUCUGCAGCAGCUGUUUCUGCUAGGCAGUGUGUAGUAUCUCUGGGAAGUGACACUGGUGGAAGUGUAAGGCAGCCAGCUUCGUUUUGUGGUGUUGUUGGAUUGAAGCCAACAUAUGGUCGUGUCUCAAGAUUUGGACUUAUGGCAUAUGCAUCCUCACUUGAUGUUAUUGGAUGCUUUGGUUCAUCUGUUGCUGAUGCCGGAAUUCUUCUUAAUGCUAUAUCAGGUCAUGAUAGACUUGAUGCCACUAGCAGCAAGCAAGAAGUGCCUGAUUUCACAACUCAAUUUAUUUCUGCCACCCUUUUGGAAUCCAAACCAUUGAAAGGGUUGAGGGUUGGUAUAAUUCGUGAAACUCUUGAUAAUGGUGUUGAUACUGGAGUAAAAUCUGUGGUUCUUGGUGCUGUUUCUCAUCUGGAAGAAUUGGGAUGUACUUUGUCAGAGGUAUCAUUGCCAUCCUUCUCCCUUGGUUUACCAGCCUAUUAUAUUCUGGCUUCAUCCGAAGCUUCUUCCAACCUAUCACGUUAUGAUGGUGUCAGGUAUGGGAACCAAGUUGUUGCUGAUGAGCUGAAUGCACUAUAUGAAGAUUCUCGUGCUAAAGGAUUCGGUUCUGAGGUUAAAAUGAGAAUAUUGACGGGAACUUACGCCCUUUCAGCCGGAUACUAUGAUGCAUAUUACAAGCGUGCCCAGCAGGUGAGGACCUUAAUUCAGAAAAGCUUUAAGGCAGCUUUGGAUGAAAACGACAUUCUAAUUUCACCUGCUGCUCCAUCUGCUGCUUAUAAGAUUGGUGAGAAAAAGAAUGAUCCACUGUCAAUGUAUGCAGGGGAUAUUAUGACUGUAAACGUUAACUUGGCAGGGCUACCUGCAUUGGUUUUGCCAUGUGGGUUUGUGGAAGGCGGAUCUGCAGGCCUUCCUGUUGGUCUCCAAAUGAUUGGUAGAGCAUUUGAUGAGAGCUGUGCCUAGUCGGGGCCCUGUGGUGGGCUUCAAGUGUAUGGGGGCAAACCUUGUGCAAAGAGUUCCCACAUAGUUUGGGGGAUAGCUUGAGCAAAUGCAUAAUGGAUUGGGUGGAUUCUGUCGGAACCCUGAUUAUAUCCAUAAUUCCUAGUUGUCACUGAAAGGCCGCCAACGGAGUGAGUAAUGUUAUUGACAAAAUGAAUUGUAUCAUCAGAUAGACAAAUGAGCUAAUCUCAAGUUGAGCUACUGAGCUAAAACUAUAGCUCAAGAACAGCUCGGAUCAAAUAUACCCCUAAUUAUGGGUUGAUGACGAUUAUGUGUCUAAAGAUGUUAUUGAAUUUUUUUUAUAA
Molecule: messenger RNA, 2000 nt
Organism: Mangifera indica (mango)
Lineage: Eukaryota; Viridiplantae; Streptophyta; Magnoliopsida; Sapindales; Anacardiaceae
Product: glutamyl-tRNA(Gln) amidotransferase subunit A, chloroplastic/mitochondrial
Exons: 10
Coding region: 85-1659 (524 amino acids)
Biological process (GO): translation
Cellular component (GO): glutamyl-tRNA(Gln) amidotransferase complex
Molecular function (GO): glutaminyl-tRNA synthase (glutamine-hydrolyzing) activity
Source: RefSeq, a predicted model, not a curated record